This is a messenger RNA of Dracunculus medinensis (Guinea worm), 231 nucleotides long. The record is from the annotation of a GenBank genome assembly. NCBI's taxonomy places the organism in Eukaryota, Metazoa, Nematoda, Chromadorea, Rhabditida, Dracunculidae.
AUGUUGGAACGCGACAGUGUUCCUGAGAAGAUCAGUCGACUUAUAAAGGCAUUUUAUGAGCGUACAUCGGAGCAGAUCUAUGUAUAUGAGGAACUGAUAGGCUUCUUCGAAAUAAGAACUGGGUCUGUCAAGGAUGUGUGCUUUCCCUACAAUAUUCAACUAUGCGAUAGACUGGAUAAUGAGCAUCGCUUGCCGGGAAUUAAGUGGUGUGCAAAUCAGUCCAGAGUAUAG